AUGGCACGGACCGAAGGUAACGGUCACUGUGCGGCUCUUCCAGCGAACGAUCACCGAGAUCACGAAGUUGCGAAGAUCGCCGCCAGAGGUAACAUCUCGUCGCCAGCCUUCGCCCCGGAAACGCCUUCACGGAGCCAAGCAGUCAGGACAGGAAAAUCGAGCCCUAGAAUCUCGGGUCCAGAAGUCCAAGGGCCGCACCCUCUACGCAGCCACGCCCUUUCCGAAGGGCCGGCAAGAGACUUUAGCGCAUCGGAUUCGUUUGGUGCGGCGGUCGAGGUAGCAGCUCGAGACCAGCGCGCACGGAUCGGCGGAGCGGAGAGGAUGGCGGAAGGGGGAGCAGAAGCGGGAGCGGAGAUGGGAGCGGAGUGGGGAGCGGAGAGAAGGGCGGAGGGGGAAGCCAAGGGGCCCACGGAGGGGGAAGCGGAAGUUAGGGCGGCGGAGGGCGGCGGUAGCACCUCGAGUCGAAGCCGGCAGGUGCUGAUUCGGGUGAAGCGGAAGCGCGGGGAGGCGUCAUCUGACGUGAUCGUGGUGGAGGCGGCACCUAGGGGCGGUAGAACCAAGGUUGCGCGCAGCCACGUGGAGGCCCUCCGCGCGCUGAGUCUUGGAGGGGGCGGCGGAGGCGGGAACGAACGGGAUGCGCCGGAGGCGCGGGAGGGAAGGGGAAGCGCGGUCGAGGAGGCAAAGGCUGUGGAGGGUCGAAGAGAAGACGCGUCUGCUUCCACUGCUCCACGUGCGUCGCCGCUCCUUUCUUCCCCCGCCCUUCCCCCUUUUUCGCAACCGCAGCCUCCCCCGCCCUCCGCGUAUCAUACUUCCCCAUCCCCCUCGGUUCCUUCCUGUCUUCCGCUGCUCUUCUCUCCCCCCGUCUCCGAUCCUCUUCCCGCUCCCUCACCCCCCGCUCCUUUUUCUCCCUUUCUACCGCCCCCCCGUUCCCCCACCCCUGCGCCCCCUUACCCCCUCCCCUUCCCCGCAUCUGAUCCCGCUUUGAUGCAGCGCCCGCGCGCGGGGGCGGGGCGGCGGGGCGGCGGCUGGUGUUCCGGCGGGUGGGGUCCAUGCCAGCAAGUGCGGGCAGCGGAGGAAGAAGCUGCUAGGAAGGCCAAGAGGAGAGAGCAGGCACUCAGGGAGCGCGAGGAAAGGGAGGGACAGCUGGCGUGCAACUACCUGCCCUUGCUGAGGGAGUUCCUCCCAGAGGCCGCACGGGAGAUGGAGGAGAAGAUGCUGCAGCCGCAGAGAGGCAUUGCUGCUGAUGCUGCCACAGCGCAAUCAGGUCCGCAAGAAUCUAUCAUGCCACAGCAGCAAUCUGAGCAGGAGCAGCAGGACACGGAUUCAGAUGAUGUGUGCGACCUGUACUGCAUGGAGGGGUGCCUCUCUGAUGAUGAUGACGACAUGGAUGGGCCGCUUGGCUCGUACCUCCGCCACCACUCUGCACCGUACCCAACUCUGCGCAUAUGUGACAACCAUGUGUUUGACGAGAGUGGGGAGCCGUUUGCUCUCAACAAUGGGGAGGUGCUUCUUUCAGAGCCCGACAGUGACGACUCCAAUGCGGAGAACAACCCUCUCAACGACUACGGGGAUGAGGAGGAGGAGGAGGCGGACGAUGAUGACGAGGACGAGGGCAUGUGUGGUGCAGCAGACGCUGAUGGUGAUGAUGAUUAUGACUACGAUGAGUACGAAGAGUAUGAGCGCUAUGCUGGCCGGGAUGAAAAUGAUGAUGAUGACGACGACUUUUGA
This is a messenger RNA of Closterium sp. Yama58-4, 1728 nucleotides long. NCBI's taxonomy places the organism in Eukaryota, Viridiplantae, Streptophyta, Zygnematophyceae, Desmidiales, Closteriaceae. The record is from the annotation of a GenBank genome assembly.